CGGCGCAUAGGGCAUCCGUUACGACAGGUCAAUGUGUCCUUCCGUACACGUGUGUUGCGGCGUCCGUGUGCAGUAGCAACAAAAUUUGCCGAGUCGGAAGGGUUCGUCGUGUCCCAAUUUUCCAACAUGCUCAAGUCUGUUGUCCGCACGGUGGGAGCCGCUCUCCGCCUUCCGACGGCUUCCACAUCCACGACACGGGCUUUGCCGCUCAAUUGCCCGACAUUGUGCUCGGCGAACGCGGCUACGGCCAGAACCUUCACCCGUUCCCUCUGGAUGAUGAACGGCAACGGAGCGUCUGGAUACAGGCCCAAACUGUUUACUACAAAAGUGUUGAAUCCUUCGGCGUCGUGUGGAUGCGGUGCAAUGCACACAGAGGGUGACAAGGCAUUUGGGGAAUUCCUAUUUGAUGAAAUUAAAGAGGAGAAAAAGAUUCAGAAAAGCGGAACUCUACCCAAGAUAUCCGGAGGUUGGGAACUGUCGAUGGACGGUACCGAGGCUCUACUUACAAAACGCGUUGCUGGAGAAAAAAUCACUGUCACGUUCAAUGUCAAUAACAGCAUUCUUCCAAAUUUUGCGGAGGAGGCAGAUCAAGGAGAGCAAAAAUCAGGGGAAGAGCCUGAAAUUUUGUCCACGCCUAACUUUGUUGUUGAAGUUACGAAAGAGGCUGUAAAGGAAACACUGGUGAUUGACUGCCAAUUCCUUCAAGAUGAGCUGGCACAUGGCGAAGAGGAGGAGAGCGACAUUUUCGGCAUCUUUGAGGUUAGCUUCCAGCCAGAAGGGGAUACAGAGUGGAAAGAAACCAGCUACACACUCACAAAAGACUCUUUGAAUGACUCCCUCUAUGAUCACAUGAUGGACUUUCUGGCCGACCGGGGUGUUGACAACACCUUUGCUGAUGAACUUAUGGAGCUGAGCACUGCCAUCGAGCAUCAACAGUACAUCAAGUUUCUGGAAGAACUCAAAACCUUUGUGAAAUGUAACUAAUCUUAUUUAUAGAGUCGUGGUGUCCAUUUUGUCCGGUCCCACAUCCACUUGCAACUAACGCAAAUAUUAAUAGUACUUAAGGAUCAAAAGGAAUGUGAGUUAGGUGUAUCGUUAAGACUACAGACAUGUUCCGGAGGUUAAUUAUAUCUAUUGUUUUUGUAGGUCAAAAUGCAAUUAAAAAGUUUUCCAACAUC
Molecule: messenger RNA, 1178 nt
Organism: Hippocampus comes (tiger tail seahorse)
Lineage: Eukaryota; Metazoa; Chordata; Actinopteri; Syngnathiformes; Syngnathidae
Gene: c1qbp
Product: complement component 1, q subcomponent binding protein
Exons: 6
Coding region: 127-984 (285 amino acids)
Biological process (GO): cytosolic ribosome assembly
Cellular component (GO): mitochondrial matrix
Source: RefSeq, a predicted model, not a curated record